AUAGAUCAAAUAUAUUUUGUCAUCACCUAUUAUUUAAACUGGUUGGUUUUUCACAAUGUCACAACUAAUUGAACUCUCCACUUAUUGAACUUGACUUGAAAUCAUGGUUCGUCGUUUCCCAACUGCUGCCCCUGAAUCCUCUAUUCUCGGUGAACAUCUAAAGUUUCCAAGUGGGAAAAUUGCUCAGAACCGUUUUUUGAAAGCCGCAUUAACUGAAAUGCUUUCAAUAUUUGAUCCAUCAACUCCAGGAGCCAAUGGAGUUCCAACACAAGAGAUUAUCAAUGUGUACGACAAAUGGGGAAAUGGACAGUUUGGAGUCAUUCUCACAGGUAACGUGCAAGUCUCACCUGUCCAUCUGGAAGCUCCAGGAAAUGCAAUGAUUUUCAAAGAAGGUGAAACUCCAGCUCGUCGGGAAGCCUAUAAAAAAUGGGCAAAUGUUACCAAACAAGACGGUGCUCUCGCGGUUGUCCAACUCUCUCAUGGUGGUCGACAAACUCCAAUAACUGUAAAUAAAACUCCGUUCUCUGCAUCCGAUGUUCAAUUGGAUAAGGAAGUUCGUUUUAUUGGAUUUGGAAAACCCGUCCCAUUAACACCUGAACAAAUUAAAACAGAAGUCAUUGAACGUUUUGUUUAUGCAGCGAAAUAUGCCUAUGAAACUGGAUUCGACGGAGUACAGCUUCAUGGAGCUCACGGAUACCUGUUGGCUCAAUUCACAUCGCCCACUACUAAUAAGAGAACCGAUCAUUAUGGUGGCUCAGUUUCAAAUAGACAACGAAUUGUUCUGGAAAUAUUUGAUGCAAUUAGAAAAGAAAUUCCAGCUUCUACAGGUUUUUUGAUUGGGUUGAAGACCAAUUCAGUUGAAUUUCAAUCAGAGGGAACAACUGUGGAUGAUGCUAUUGAAAUGUGCAGGGCUUAUGAAAAUAUUGGAUUUGACUUUGUUGAAUUGUCCGGUGGAACUUAUGAACAACUGGCAUUCCAGCAUCUCAAAGAAUCUACAAAACGAAGAGAGGCAUUCUUCCUGGAAUUCGCUGAAAAGAUUCGCCCAGUUUUCAAAAACACAGUUGUCUACUUGACUGGAGGUUUCCGUACAGUUAACGCAAUGGUUGAAGCUAUCAAAUCCGGAGCCACACAAGGAAUUGGUUUGGGUAGACCGAUUACUGCGGAGCCAGAUCUCCCAAAGAAAAUUCUGCAAAAGUUGGCCCCUUCAGCUGUCUUCGAUGCAAUUGAUCAAAGUGAAUUUGUCCUCUCACUUCUUGCGAGCAACACUCAAAUUGAACAAAUGGGACGGAACUCGCUGAAAGAAGCAAACAAUGAUGUCACUUACGGACUCAGUGACUUCAGUGAUGAAGAUACUGUGAAAAGAUUUGGAAAAGCAGUUGAAGAAUUCGCCGAACUUUUGAAAAUUCAAGCAUCUCGAGGUGUCGCAAUUCCAAAUGUGAUCACAUUCGAAGGAGUGAAAGCAUAAAUUAUGCAUGUUUUUAAUCUGUUUUUUUCAAAAUAAAUUUGUAGCGAGAUACAUAAAUGUAAAUAAAUUAUUGUUGAUUUA
Messenger RNA from Caenorhabditis elegans, 1546 nucleotides. It is a transcript of the gene W06H8.2, whose product is annotated as NADH:flavin oxidoreductase/NADH oxidase N-terminal domain-containing protein. Gene Ontology annotation, molecular function: FMN binding; oxidoreductase activity. Lineage: Eukaryota; Metazoa; Nematoda; Chromadorea; Rhabditida; Rhabditidae. The coding region runs from base 104 to 1465 and encodes 453 amino acids. The transcript is spliced from 3 exons. The record is from RefSeq and is marked reviewed.